AUGCCGCUCAGACGCAGCUCGCGCCCCUCCAAUCCGCCGCCCCCGACCACGAACGGCAGCUCCACCAGCGGCUCUAUCAACGGCGACGGUCUGAACAACGGCAAAAGACGCCGGCCCUCAGUUGAAGUUGUCAUAGAGAGAAAGCGGCGCCCAACUUUAUCGAAUGGCACGGCCAAGUCCAAGUACGUGGAGAGCGAUUCGGAGCCAGAAAUCAAGCCGAAAGCUGAGCUCGAUCCUGUGGCCGAUCAGCCUUUCAACAUAGGAACUUAUAGCAGCGUCGUCAAAGAGUCAGCGGCUGAUCUCGAGAUCAAGCCCAAGAAGCGAGCUGCUGCCAAAGGAAAGGGCAAGGGAAAAGCUGUCAAAGCCGAGUCGUCUGCAGAGGAUGAUGAUUUCGCCAUGGACAGUGAUGAAGAGGAGCGGCAGUUGAAGAGGGCGAUUAAAGCUUCUACUGCUAGAGCUACGAGAGGGCGAGGGAAGGCAGGUGUCAUCGCCUCUGGAAGUCGAAGCGGCCGGACUUCCACUGCUGCCUCUGGCAAAGUUACUCCCCUCUCCGACGAUGACGAUUUCACCGACCCCGAUGCGCCCCCCACCGAUCCCGAUGCCACCGAAACCGAUGAAGAUAUCCCUCUUGCCCGUGGAGCUGGAGGAAGAGGCGCUGGUGGGAGAGGUGGCCGUCAGUCCAACGGUAACGCAAAGCGUGUCAAAGGCAAGGCGACGACCAAAAAGUUCCAAGGAAAAGGUCGGAAGCUUGGAGCAGACUUCGAAGAGGAGUCGGAAGAUAAUUUCGAGUCGGACGAGGUGUCUGAAGAGUCCUUGUCGGAGCCAGAGCCAGAGGGCUUGUCGUUCAUGGAGCAAACGAAGUUUAGGAGGAGGAAAGAGGCGAGAAAGUCGGCCAAGUCGGCGGCGCCGCGAAAGAAGAAGGAGAAGGAGCUCUCCAAGAAGCUGGGGAGAAAGUUGACGAACGGUGAAAAGAAUUUGAUUGCGCUGUGCAUGUACCAUCCCGAGCUCGAGCAUGUCUGGGGUGAUCUCGAAAACAAGCUUGCACCUGUCAAGCCUACCACCAUGGAAGCUCAUCCGUCCCUCAAGCUCACUCUUCUGCCUUUUCAGAAGGAGAGUUUGUAUUGGAUGAAGCAGCAGGAGGAAGGUCCGUGGAAGGGCGGUAUGCUGGCUGAUGAGAUGGGUAUGGGAAAGACCAUCCAAACCAUCGCGCUACUCCUCUCCGAACCUCGCCGCAAACCUUCUCUAGUCGUUGCCCCCGUCGUCGCCCUCAUGCAAUGGAAGAACGAGAUCGAAACACACGCCGAAGGCUUCACCGUUUGCCUCUGGCACGGCCAAGGCCGCAUGAAAGCCUCCGACCUCCAAUCAUACGACGUCGUCCUCGUCUCUUACGGUACCCUCGAAGCGUCUUUCAGAAGACAGCAGCGCGGAUUCAAGAGAGGCGACAAGUUCAUCAAGGAAAAGUCGCCCAUGCACGAGUUUGAGUGGUUCCGGGUUGUGCUGGAUGAGGCGCACAAUAUCAAAGAGAGGUCGACGAAUGCUGCCAAGGCGGCGUUUGCUCUGAAGGCGCAGUACAAGUGGUGCUUGUCUGGUACGCCGCUGCAGAAUAGGGUUGGAGAGUUGUAUUCGCUCGUCAGGUUCUUGGGCGCGGAUCCAUUCAGCCAUUACUUCUGUAAAAAGUGCCCCUGUAAGAGUCUUCACUGGCAAUUCUCCGACAAACGAUCCUGCGACGAGUGCGGCCAUUCCCCCAUGGUCCACGUCUGUUUCUGGAACACUGAAAUCCUCACCCCCAUCGCCAAGUACGGUAUCGAACAAGGCGGACCCGGUCAUACCGCAUUCAAAAAACUCAAAAUCUUGCUGGACAGGAUGAUGCUGAGGAGGACCAAAUUAGAGAGGGCGGAUGAUUUGGGUUUACCGCCGAGGACGAUCGUGGUCAGAAGGGACUACUUUAGCCCGGAAGAGAAGGAGUUGUAUAUGAGUUUGUUCACAAACGCGAAGCGUACUUUUGCUACCUAUAUCGACCAGGGUACGGUUUUGAACAACUACUCCAAUAUCUUCUCUCUCAUUACCAGAAUGCGUCAAAUGGCUUGUCAUCCCGACUUGGUGCUUCGAUCCAAAAACAGCACUCUCGCCGAGAUCAACGAAGGUACCGUCUGUCGUCUCUGUAACGAUACCGCCGAAGAUGCCAUCAUGUCUCAGUGCAAGCACGUUUUUGACCGAGAAUGUAUCAAACAAUACCUCGAGGUCAAGCAAGCCCGUGGCCACAAGCCCGAGUGUCCUGUCUGCCAUAUUGAAAUCUCGAUUGACCUGGAGGCGGAGGCUUUGGAGUUGGACGAUGGCACAAAGAAGGCCAGGCAAGGGAUCCUGAGCAGGCUGAACCUCGACAACUGGCGAUCUUCGUCAAAGCUCGAGGCGCUAGUAGAAGAGCUCGAGAAGCUCCGAAAUCAGGAUUCGACCGUCAAGUCGCUCGUCUUUUCACAAUUCGUCUCGUUCCUCGACCUUAUCGCCUUCCGCUUGCAGCGAGCCGGGUUUAAUAUCUGCCGUCUUGAGGGUGGCAUGACACCCCAGCAACGAGAUGCUACCAUUCAGCAUUUCAUGAAAAACACUGGUGUCACCGUCUUCUUGAUCUCCUUGAAAGCUGGUGGUGUCGCCUUGAACUUGACCGAAGCUUCAAUGGUUUUCAUGAUGGACAGUUGGUGGAACCCAUCCGUCGAGUACCAGGCUAUGGACCGUAUCCACCGUCUCGGUCAAAAGCGUCCCGUCAAGGUCAUCAAACUUGUCGUGGAAGACAGUAUCGAAGAUCAGAUCGUACAGCUCCAAGCGAAGAAGUUGGCGAUGACGGAGGCGGCGCUGAGCUCGGAGGCCGACGCGGCGCUGGGCAAGCUGACUACUGAAGAUCUUUCUUUCCUCUUCAAGUUAUAG
Messenger RNA from Cryptococcus wingfieldii CBS 7118, 2919 nucleotides. RefSeq names its product DNA repair protein RAD16. Lineage: Eukaryota; Fungi; Basidiomycota; Tremellomycetes; Tremellales; Cryptococcaceae. Gene Ontology annotation, molecular function: metal ion binding; ATP-dependent chromatin remodeler activity; ATP binding. The transcript is spliced from 13 exons. The record is from RefSeq and is a predicted model, not a curated record. Bases 1 to 2919 code for a protein of 972 amino acids.